Wallemia ichthyophaga EXF-994 is the source of this 636-nucleotide messenger RNA. RefSeq lists its product as uncharacterized. Gene Ontology annotation, biological process: translation. Gene Ontology annotation, molecular function: structural constituent of ribosome. Bases 1 to 636 code for a protein of 211 amino acids. NCBI's taxonomy places the organism in Eukaryota, Fungi, Basidiomycota, Wallemiomycetes, Wallemiales, Wallemiaceae. The transcript has 2 exons. The record is from RefSeq and is a predicted model, not a curated record. Gene Ontology annotation, cellular component: mitochondrial large ribosomal subunit.
AUGAACUUAAAUUUAAAAUUACCACAGCAACUCAGGCAGUACUCUACGUCUAUUGAUAAGCUAUCCAGUUUCGGCGUUAUCCACAAAUCAAAGAGGCUAGGAAGAGGUAGAUCCUCCAACCAAGGUAAAACUUCAGGCAGAGGUCAGAACGGUCAGAAGAGCAGGGGCGAUGGCAAAGUGGCACCGUGGUUUGAAGGUGGACAGACGCCCCUCACCAAACGAUUCCCAAAGACUGGUUUCUACAACUACAAUCAGACAAAUUACGCUACAGUACCGCUAUCGAGACUGGCGCAGUGGAUACAGCAGCGCAGAAUAAAUGCUAAUACGACCAUCACUAUUAGGGAUAUAGUACACUCGAACCUCGUCCACGGACUUUCGAAGAAGGAUGGCGUAAAGAUACUAUCUGAUCUUAAGCCAACCGCGCAACUCCCACCAGUACACAUUGAAGCGUCUUCUGCGUCCAAACCUGCGAUCGAAGCUAUAGAGGCAGCAGGUGGUUCAUUUACUCACAAAUACUUCAACAAACUCUCUCUCAGACAGCACCUCAACCCUCACAAGUUCCCAAUUCCCGUACACGAAGCCGCACCAACCAAGAAAGCUGAUAUUCUCUUCUACGAUAGGGUGAGCAAGCGUUGA